AUGCACCUGCCCGGCUGCGCCCCAGCCAUGGCCGACGGCAGCUUCUCGCUCGCCGGCCACCUGCUCCGCAGCCCGGGCGGGAGCACCUCGCGGCUGCAUAGCAUCGAAGCCAUCCUGGGAUUUACCAAGGACGACGGGAUCCUCGGCUCCUUCCCGGAGGAGCGGGUCGCCCGGGGUGCGAAAGAGCGGGAUAGGAGGCCGGGCGCGCGGACCUCCUGCCCCAAGGCGCCUGCAGGAGGCGCCGAGCCCUCCACGCCGCCCGCCCCGGCACCGGCUCCCGAGUACGAAGCCCCUCGCCCCUACUGCCCCAAGGAGACCGGGGAGGCGCGGCCGAGCCCUGGGCUGCCUGUCGGACCCCCAGCCCCCGGCGACUCGAAGCUGUCAGAGGAGGAGCAGCCCAAGAAGAAGCAUCGACGGAACCGCACGACCUUCACCACAUACCAGCUGCACGAGCUGGAGCGCGCGUUCGAGAAGUCCCACUACCCCGACGUGUACAGUCGCGAGGAGCUGGCCGGCAAGGUCAACUUACCCGAGGUCCGGGUCCAGGUGUGGUUCCAGAACCGACGGGCCAAGUGGCGGCGGCAGGAGAAGCUGGAGGUGUCGUCCAUGAAGCUGCAGGACUCGCCCCUGCUCUCCUUCAGCCGCUCCCCACCCGCCGCGGCCCUGGCGCCCCUCGGGGCGGGCCCGGGCGGCGGCGGCGGCGGCGGGCCUGCGGGGGGCGCCCUGCCGCUCGAGUCGUGGCUCGGGCCGCCGCUGCCGGGCGGGGGCGCCACGGCGCUGCAGAGCCUGCCAGGCUUCGGGCCGCCGGCGCAGAGCCUGCCCGCCAGCUACACGCCGCCGCCGCCGCCGCCGCCCUUCUUGAACUCCCCGCCCCUCGGCCCCGGCCUGCAGCCCCUCGGGCCGCCGCCGCCGCCGCCGCCCGCCUACCCGUGCGGGCCCGGCUUCGGGGACAAGUUCCCGCUGGACGAGGCGGACCCGCGCAACAGCAGCAUCGCGGCGCUGCGCCUGAAGGCCAAGGAGCACAUCCAGGCCAUCGGGAAGCCGUGGCAGGCCCUCUAG
This is a messenger RNA of Balaenoptera acutorostrata (minke whale), 1059 nucleotides long. RefSeq names its product retina and anterior neural fold homeobox (gene RAX). Lineage: Eukaryota; Metazoa; Chordata; Mammalia; Artiodactyla; Balaenopteridae. The record is from RefSeq and is a predicted model, not a curated record. Gene Ontology annotation, molecular function: RNA polymerase II cis-regulatory region sequence-specific DNA binding; DNA-binding transcription factor activity, RNA polymerase II-specific. Gene Ontology annotation, biological process: positive regulation of transcription by RNA polymerase II. The transcript has 3 exons. The coding region runs from base 1 to 1059 and encodes 352 amino acids.